Messenger RNA from Perognathus longimembris pacificus (Pacific pocket mouse), 1716 nucleotides. RefSeq names its product tyrosine 3-monooxygenase/tryptophan 5-monooxygenase activation protein beta (gene Ywhab). The transcript is spliced from 6 exons. Gene Ontology annotation, biological process: signal transduction. Bases 203 to 937 code for a protein of 244 amino acids. The record is from RefSeq and is a predicted model, not a curated record. Gene Ontology annotation, cellular component: cytoplasm. Lineage: Eukaryota; Metazoa; Chordata; Mammalia; Rodentia; Heteromyidae.
GGUGGCCGGAGCGGAAGUGGAGCUAUCGCCACUGCCGCCACCGAUUUCGGAGCCGUAGUAGCUGUCGCUGCCGCCGCCGUCGCCGCCACUGCAGGCACCGCUGCCGCCGCCUGAAGAGUGGGCUUGGGAAGAAAGCGGUCGCCGCUCUUAAAGCUUCGUUGGAAGCGCCUUUGCCCCCUGGAACCCUCCCACGGGAACAACCAUGGACAAAAGUGAGCUGGUACAGAAAGCCAAGCUGGCUGAGCAGGCUGAGCGCUAUGAUGACAUGGCCGCAGCUAUGAAAGCAGUCACGGAGCAGGGGCAUGAACUCUCCAAUGAAGAGAGAAAUCUGCUCUCUGUUGCCUACAAGAAUGUGGUAGGCGCCCGCCGCUCUUCCUGGCGUGUCAUCUCCAGCAUUGAGCAGAAAACCGAGAGGAAUGAGAAGAAGCAGCAGAUGGGCAAAGAGUACCGUGAGAAGAUCGAGGCGGAGCUGCAGGACAUCUGCAAUGAUGUUCUGGAGCUGUUGGACAAAUAUCUUAUUCCUAAUGCUACACAACCAGAAAGUAAGGUGUUCUACUUGAAAAUGAAAGGAGAUUAUUUUAGGUACCUUUCUGAGGUGGCAUCUGGAGAUAAUAAACAAACUACUGUGUCGAACUCCCAGCAGGCGUAUCAGGAAGCAUUUGAAAUUAGUAAGAAAGAAAUGCAGCCUACACAUCCAAUUCGACUUGGCCUGGCACUGAACUUCUCCGUCUUUUACUAUGAGAUCCUAAACUCUCCUGAAAAGGCAUGCAGCCUAGCAAAAACGGCAUUUGAUGAAGCGAUUGCUGAAUUGGAUACACUGAAUGAAGAAUCUUACAAAGACAGCACCCUGAUCAUGCAGCUACUUAGGGACAAUCUCACUCUGUGGACAUCGGAGAACCAGGGAGAUGAAGGAGAUGCUGGGGAGGGAGAGAACUAAUGUCUGUUGUGCUGUGAGCUGUUCAGUGUCACUCUGUACCUUUCACAUAGAUCCCUUUGUGCGAUAAAAAAAAAAAAAAUUGUACGUCGACUUUCGAUUUUUCACAGCCUCUGCCUAGCAAAAAUGGUCCAUGGGAUAAACAGCUGGUAUUUGUAUCUAAAACACAAAUUGGUCACAUAAAUGCCACGGCAUUCUGAAGUUUUGAUUUCAAUUAACUUUGACAGGAUUACUGUAUGUUUAAUUUUUUAAAACUGAACACUGUGAUUAUGGGGUUUUGUAACUUAACAGAACUCUCACUGGUAGAAAAAAAAAUAGACCUGAAUUAUGUGUAACUUUUCCGAAAGUUUAAUCUGAUAUCAAAAUAGUCACUGAAAUACAAUUCUGUUGUAAAGUUGUACAGAAAGUUAUAAAGAUUAUAUUGCAAUGCUGGGACUAGGAGUGAGACACCAUUUGGCAUCUGAGUUUAAUGGUAAUUCACAGUGAUUCUGCCUGUGGGGACGUAUAGAUCCUUGACCAUUUGGGCCACUGCCACUCAAAAGUUCAUGAUCACAAAUGUUUGUAGAGUAUUCCUCUGAGGACCUCAAAGCCUGCAAUUGGAAUUGUUUGUGGCAGAAAACUUGGUUGUGACACCACCAAUAGGUCCCGUGCUCCUAUAUGAUGUGACUAAGCUCCCUUUCCUACAGCAAUAUGAUACUGAUUUGCAACUUGUGAAAUCAGAGGGAUCUCUUUUCCUUAUUACACUUAGAUGAAAGAAGAAAAAUAAAAAGCCGUGUGUCUUA